GUGGGGGGGGCCAGUGAGCGGGCACCCUGCCGCCCUGCAGCUCCGCAGCUCUGCACCCCUGCAGCUCUGCACCCUGCACCUCUGCAGCUCUGCACCUCUACCCUCCUGCAGCUCUGCACCCCUCCGCGAUGCUGGCACUGCUGUCCCGCCUGCUGGACUGGCUCCGCUCCCUCCUGUGGAAGGAGGAGAUGGAGCUGACCCUGGUGGGGCUGCAGUACUCGGGCAAGACCACCUUCCUCAACGUCCUGGCGUCAGGGCAGUUCACUGAAGACAUGAUUCCGACAGUAGGUUUUAAUAUGAGAAAAAUAACCAAGGGAAAUGUUACCAUAAAGGUUUGGGACAUCGGAGGGCAGCCAAGGUUUCGGAGCAUGUGGGAACGCUAUUGCAGAGGUGUCAAUGCUGUUGUUUACAUGGUGGAUGCAGCCGAUAUAGAAAAAUUAGAGGCUUCUAAAAAUGAACUCCACAGUUUGGUAGAGAAACCACAGCUCCAUGGAAUCCCUGUGUUAGUGCUUGGAAAUAAAAGAGACCUACCCAGUGCCUUGGAUGAAAAACAGCUAAUUGAAAAGUUAAAUCUUUCACUUAUUCAGGAUCGAGAAAUAUGCUGCUAUUCCAUUUCUUGCAAAGAAAAGCAAAACAUAGACAUUACAUUACAGUGGCUUAUUCAUCAUUCCAAGUCAAGGCACAGUGCAAGAUAAAGUCCUUUCCAUAAAGGUUGCUGAAAAAAGAAAUGAAACCCACUCCCUGGAUUUGUUUUCACCAUCACCUUAAAAAAAAAAAAAGAACCAAAUAACUGCUGAUUGGGACUGCUAUUGCUGAUUGAAACUGCUUAAUUUCAAGAAAGUCAUAAUUCUUACACAAAUGUCAAGAUUAUUGAAGGUGAUUACUAAAUGUGACCAAAGCCAGUUUUUCUGAGCCAGAAGUCUCUUCUAAGGUUUUUUACAUGGGCAUUUGAAAAACAUUCAAUACUUUUCCAUCUGAAGUUGAAUAAACCACAUUGUUGAAAUUUA
Molecule: messenger RNA, 1007 nt
Organism: Ornithorhynchus anatinus (platypus)
Lineage: Eukaryota; Metazoa; Chordata; Mammalia; Monotremata; Ornithorhynchidae
Product: ADP-ribosylation factor-like protein 8B
Exons: 7
Coding region: 129-695 (188 amino acids)
Biological process (GO): anterograde axonal transport; protein transport
Cellular component (GO): lysosomal membrane
Molecular function (GO): GTPase activity; GTP binding
Source: RefSeq, a predicted model, not a curated record